Heterotrigona itama is the source of this 776-nucleotide messenger RNA. The record is from the annotation of a GenBank genome assembly. Lineage: Eukaryota; Metazoa; Arthropoda; Insecta; Hymenoptera; Apidae.
GUGCAGCGGUGGCGGUGACGUCCGCCGGUGGCCACGGCUUCGACGCGCAUUUGCGCGGGCCAAGCUUCGUGAUGGAGCCGCCGUCGAGGAUGGAAUUUUCGAAUUCGAGCGGCGCCUGGCUGGACUGCAGCGCGACAGGAAGCCCACCGCCCAACAUCGAUUGGUCGACCGCGGACGGACAUCCGGUGAACGACGUACCGGGGGUGCGGAGGGUGCUGAGGAACGGCACGUUGGUCCUUUUACCAUUUCCGGCGGCCGCGUUCCGGCAGGAUGUGCACAGCGCGGCCUAUAGAUGCGUGGCCAGCAAUUCCGUCGGCAGGGUGCUCAGCCGCGACGUCCAGGUCAGAGCAGUGGUAGCCCAGGCGUACAAAGUCGACGUGGAGGUGAUCGGAGGUGCAUCGAGGGGCUGCACGGCAGUGUUGCGAUGCGUAGUUCCGAGCUUCGUGAAAGAUCUGGUGCGCGUCGUGUCCUGGCUGCAGGAGCCAUCGUUCUACAUUUAUCCUUCAUUGCAAGGAGCGGCAGAUAGCAAUAAAAGCCCAAGGGACAUUCCACGGGCACAGAUGCAGCAACAGAGGGCCAAUAGGUGGGCGAAAGGCACCAAGCAAGAAGAAUUAUACGGCCACGUUCGUGUGGUGGAACAGAAAGGCGAAAGAGGACGACGUUACGUAGAGGAGGAGGAUAGAUGCAGAGAUGGCAGAGGUUCCGGGGGCGAUUUUCACGUGGGUAGAGGUUUGCACGAAGUAUUAUGCUCGGGUGGUGGCAUUGCUUACUGGGAC